AUGACAGAAACAGCCGAAACACACACACCGGUUGCACCAAUAACAAUAGUAAAAAAUCCUGUUGUUCGCUUCAAUGUCGAUCAACAAUGUCCUAUUCAGUAUGUUACUGUCUACAACGAUCGUGCAGAGGUAACACGACUUCUACGACAUCAUUUCGAUGUCGAAGGUACCUAUGACCUCGUACUGGAUGAUUUUUCUACAUUUGUCGAUGAAACAUCGUUGCAUGUCAGUGGUGGAACGGGGAAAUCAUGCACCAUCCUUGAAGUUUCAUAUCAAACGCGACAUGAAGAUGUCACUCCGUUAUCAGAUGUGACACCUCUCGAUCAUCUUCAAAGGCAACUUGAAAGCGUGCAAACUAACAUAGAGAUACAUAAGCGUGAACUAGCACGACUCACAAAACAACGAGAAUGGCUCGAUGGACGGUCGACCAAAUUAAUGAAUCAAAAUGGGCCAUGUAUGACCAGCGAUAUGGAGAAUAUGCAACAAUUUCUCGAGUUCUACCACAAAACACUAUUGAAACUCGACGAUGAAACAGUUCGCGAAGAAGAUGAAGUCAAGAAAUUGAGUAUUCGUCAAGACGCGUUGAAAGCUCAAAUCAAUGAACAUGGGCUGCAGCUCAAGCGAAUCGACGAAAGACAUGUCGAGAAGUGA
This is a messenger RNA of Rotaria sp. Silwood2, 651 nucleotides long. Lineage: Eukaryota; Metazoa; Rotifera; Eurotatoria; Philodinida; Philodinidae. The record is from the annotation of a GenBank genome assembly.